AGGAAACAUUGUACAUUAAACGGCUCUUAUCAAAGACGCAUUAAAAUUGAAUGACAUUGUACCAGAAAUUACGAAGCGAUGCAGAUCUCUUUCGUAAUCUGCAUCAUUCUUUUUGGUGUUAUUUCGACAUCUGCGGAAACUGAGUGUUUUGCCUGUAGCAGUGUCCAUACAGUUGCUGAAUGUAAGACUACAAAAACGUGCAACGCUGAUGAGAUAUGCUUUACUGACUUCCUACCACAAGGAAACAGGACACUGUAUUCAUUCGGAUGUCGAUCUGAGACAAACUGUACAUCAGUUGUUUCAAAUACAGGAAAUAUGACAAAUGGAGCGUCACUUGUAGGGCGUUCUUUGACUGCGUCACCAUGUUCCCAGUGCUGCAAAGAGCAUCAUUGUAAUAGACAUAUAUGCCAACAAACAUAUUCGCUAAAAGAGUGUUCAGAUAGAGAAAAGGUAGGCUGUGCCACCCUUGAACAAUUUGCAAAUAUAUGUGCAGAUACACAGCGAGCUUUAUCAGUUUGUCGGCGAUUUUGUGGAUUAUGUAGCUACGUUGAUGGUCAGUGGGCAUCAUGGCUAUCCUGGUCCAGGUGUGACGUAACCUGUGGAGACGGGAACCAGUCGCGUAAAAGAACGUGUACAGAGCCAGCCCCUGCAGGAGGGGGUCAUAAUUGUCAAGGACACUCUGACGAAACUCAAAUGUGCACUCUUCAGCCAUGCCCAGUACAUGGUCACUGGUCAACAUGGAGUAGCUGGGGCAGCUGCAGUACAACAUGCGGUAUAGGAAUGCAACGUAGAGACCGAACAUGUUCAAAUCCCUACCCUGCACGUUUUGGAGACCAUUGCUAUGGCGAUUCCAGAGAUGAUAGAUUAUGUGUUGAUGCAAUUUGUCCAGUUACCGACGGUGGUUGGAGCACGUGGACCUCCUGGACAGCAUGUACAGCAAGUUGUGGAGGUGGGAUAAAGUCUCACUAUAGGGAUUGUAACAGUCCUAUGCCAUCUGCAGGAGUGAAACCAUGCUCGGGAGCUCCGUAUGAAGUGGCAUCGUGUAAUCAGCAAUCUUGCCCUCGAAAGCUGUCGUCGUUUUUUUACUCUCAUCCGGUCAAUGUUGGAAGAAGGUAUUGGUUUCCUGACUCAAAAGGAUCGAUAAAGUGUACUAAUUCUUUGCUUUAUUCUGGAUGUGGUACCAUCGCAUUUAAAACUGAGGUUUUCGAAGAAGGGUCUUACUACGAUAGUACUACUGGUGUCUUUACAUGCAAUUAUCCGGGCGUCUAUGUUUUCACACCCUCAUUAAUCAGUAUUCCUCAUGAAGGUAUUGACUGUGAUGUUUCGAAAAACGAUCAAUCAAUAACGAAAAUUGUUAAGGAAUUUGGUAAUUGGAAAGCAUCAGUAAGUGUAACGGUGACCUUACAUCUCCAGCGAGGCGACAAAGUGUCCUUGUUUUGUCAACAUCUUGAUGGCGAUUUAGAUUCAGCUUCCACCUUCAGUGGAUUUCUUUUGCACUCUGACAUACUCUUUGCGUUAUUAUGGGAUCAAGUUAUGUUGACGGACAGACAGAUGGCUGGAGGGAGGGAGGGUAAACUUAAAGACCACUCCUGCACAAAUUACGAAGCGAUGCAGAUCUCUUUUGUAAUCUGCAUCAUUCUUGUUGCUGUUAUUUCGACAUCUGCGGCAAUCGAGUGUUUUGCCUGUAGCAGUGUCCAAACUGUUGCUGAAUGUAAGACUACGAAAACGUGCAAUGCUGAUGAGAUAUGUUAUACUGACUUCCUACUACAAGGAAACGCGACACUGUAUUCAUUCGGAUGUCGAUCUGAGACAAACUGUUCAUCAGUUGUUUCAUAUUCAGGAAAUAUGACUAAUGGAGCGUUAUUGGUAGGACGCUCUUUGCCUACGUCAUCAUGUUCCGAGUGCUGCAAAGAGCAUCACUGUAAUAGACAUAUGUGCCAAGAAACAUAUUCGCUUAAAGAGUGUUCAGAUAGAGAAAACGUAGGCUGUGCAACCCUUGAACAAUAUGCAGAUAUAUGUGCAGAUACACACAGAGCUUUGUCAGUUUGUCGGCGAUUCUGCGGAUUAUGUAGAUACGUGGAUGGUCAGUGGGCCUCAUGGCUAGCCUGGUCCAGCUGUGACGUAACCUGUGGAGACGGGAAUCAGUCGCGUAAAAGAACGUGUACAGAGCCAGUCCCUGCAGGAAGGGGUCAUAAUUGUCAAGGACACUCUGACGAAACUCAGAGGUGCACUCUUCAGCCAUGUCCCGUUCAUGGUCACUGGUCAACAUGGAGUGACUGGGGAAGCUGCAGUACAACAUGCGGUAUUGGAAUGCAACGUAGAGACCGAACAUGUUCAAAUCCCUAUCCUGCACGUUUUGGAGACCAUUGUUAUGGUGAUUCAAGAGAUGAUAGAUUAUGUGUAGAUGCAGUUUGUCCUGUUACUGACGGUGCUUGGAGCAAGUGGACCUCAUGGUCAACAUGUACAGCAAGUUGUGGGGGAGGGGUAAAGUCUCACUAUAGGGAUUGUAACAAUCCUAUGCCAUCUGCAGGAGGAAGACUUUGUACUGGGCUUCAACAAGAAAUGACUGCAUGCAAUCAGCAAAAUUGCCCCCGAAAGCUUUCGUCAUUUUCGUACUCUCAUCCAGUAAGUGUUGGGCAUUUGCAAUACGGGGGUAAAAAAGGGUCAAUGGUGUGUUAUGAGUUCACUGUAAUUGGUUCAUCAAUACAUUUACCUACAUGUUCUACCAUUGCAUUUACCAGUAAAAUAUUUGAAGAAGGGUCUUCCUACAACAGUACGACUGGCGACUUUACGUGCUCUUAUCCAGGUGUUUAUGUUUUUACGGCUUCGGUAAUCAGUUCUGCUGGAUCUACAAUUGAUUGUGAUAUAUCAAAGAACGAUCACACCAUUGCAAGAAUUAUCAAGAAUCAGUCAGAGACUAUAGUGUUUGGAUUUGCAACGAUAACAUUACAACUCCAGCUUCGUGAUAAGAUUUCCUUGUUUUGUCAGCAUUUGUCUGACCAUUUAGAGCCAUCUUCAACUUAA
This is a messenger RNA of Ruditapes philippinarum (Manila clam), 3024 nucleotides long. RefSeq lists its product as uncharacterized. The record is from RefSeq and is a predicted model, not a curated record. The coding region runs from base 79 to 3024 and encodes 981 amino acids. Lineage: Eukaryota; Metazoa; Mollusca; Bivalvia; Venerida; Veneridae. Gene Ontology annotation, molecular function: protein binding. The transcript has 21 exons.